This is a messenger RNA of Yamadazyma tenuis ATCC 10573, 1529 nucleotides long. RefSeq names its product lipoyl(octanoyl) transferase. Gene Ontology annotation, molecular function: lipoyl(octanoyl) transferase activity. Lineage: Eukaryota; Fungi; Ascomycota; Pichiomycetes; Serinales; Debaryomycetaceae. Gene Ontology annotation, biological process: protein lipoylation. Gene Ontology annotation, cellular component: mitochondrion. The record is from RefSeq and is a predicted model, not a curated record.
GCCAUCUGCAAAAACACCAUGUUCCGGAGGUUCAACUCUACCUGCUCCAAGUUUGUGCCGUUGAUAGAAAACUACAAGACGCUAAGGCACGUCCACUUCGACGGCCUCACUCCCUUCAUCGAGGGCCAGGCCCUCCAGCAAUCCAUGGUGGACGCUAACCUAUCAUUCAAGGAAAUCGAGGCCAAAAUCAAGCGCAACAAGCUUGAACUUUCCCAACAAGGACUUGAGAUCAACGACUAUGAAAAGGGCUUGAUCGACAAGAUUUUGGAGAUGAAGCCCCACCCCACGCUAUUGACGUUCCAGUUCAACAACGUCUACACAGGCGGCAAAAAGAUCAAACGAGACCCGACCAUCCACCAGCAAAUCAAAGCAUUUGAGGAACUUGGAUGUGAGUUCCACCAGCUCGAGCGAGGCGGUGACGUGACGUGGCACGGUGAGGGCCAUCUCGUGGCGUACCUCAUUCUCGACCUCAAGAAGUUCAAGGACUUGACGGUGCGAUGUUUUGUCGAUUCGGUGCUUCUCAAGUCGCUCCAGGACGUGCUCAACAAGAACUAUGAUCUCGACAGCUAUCUCAACAAAAACCCGGGUGUGUGGAUGGAGCCCGACAACUUGAAGAUCGCGUCGGUGGGUACCAACAUCCAGCGAGGCAUCACCAGCUAUGGGAUCGGGUUGAACGUCAAACCCGAUUUAAAGUACCUCAACACUUUCACGAUGUGCGGGCUUCCGGGGACUUCGGCAACCUCCAUCCAGCAGAUGAAGCCAGGCGCUGACUUGGACCUCAAGGCCGUGGCGUACAUGUACUCGAAGGAAAUUGCCAAUAAUUUGAACAUCACCACCGUGGAACACAUGAACGGAGAGGAAAUCAGGCACCAAUCGAUAGAGAGGAAUGAGAUCUAAUAGUUUUCUUUUACUGGCUAAUAUACAUCAUAACUCAUUGCUGCUGACUGAGACCGCUUAUUCGCUGUCCUCCUCCAUGGGCUGGGGCGUAGAGGCUGCACUCAAGCGGUUCUUUUGAUCCUCCAACUGGUACCGGGAGAGAUUGAACUUCAACCGGGACUUUUUGUUUCUGAGAAAGUUCAAUCGAAGAAGUUUGUCGUUCAUAACAUCGUGCGAUCCCUUGGAAUUUCUGAUGGUCUGAAGCCUCACCCGCUGCAACUCAAUCUUGUUCUUAAGAUUGUUGGUUCGAUUGCGGACCUUUUCCACCUCCUGUUCAUAUUUGUGUUUCAACGCAUCAACCUUUGGUUCGAGCUCGUCUUGCACCGUCUUGAUGGAGUGCUGUAGGUCCAGUUCGGCCACAAGCCCGAACACAUUGUCUGUUUUUAAGAUCUUAUUGAGCCUGUGGACAUCUUUGGUAGAAGCGUCUACCACUUUGAUCGACUUGUCAAGCAACUGGGUGGACGCUCGAAGCGAGCUCACACAGCUCAACAAGUACUCGUUUGUGUUUGCAGACGGGGUCUGUGGCAUGCCUGACAUCGUUCGGCCCCGUGGUGUUUCUGCUGUUAUGGGCAUCUCAAAUGGCAUUUGCUAGU